This is a messenger RNA of Hippopotamus amphibius kiboko, 2076 nucleotides long. It is a transcript of the gene PODXL, whose product is annotated as podocalyxin like. Gene Ontology annotation, cellular component: apical plasma membrane; microvillus membrane. The transcript has 8 exons. Gene Ontology annotation, biological process: regulation of microvillus assembly; cell migration; negative regulation of cell-cell adhesion. NCBI's taxonomy places the organism in Eukaryota, Metazoa, Chordata, Mammalia, Artiodactyla, Hippopotamidae. The coding region runs from base 1 to 1293 and encodes 430 amino acids. The record is from RefSeq and is a predicted model, not a curated record.
AUGGAAAACGGGGCCAGAAUGAUCCUGCAGAAACUUCCUGAUGAAAACAGGGGAGGGGGCGGGGGCCGGCGCGGACGGGACCGGAGUCGCCGCAGCCGCCGGCCCGGCCGCAGCCGCGCAGACACCGCCCGCGACGCAGCCGUGCGCCGCUCCUCUGCCGCCUGGCUCGGCGCUUCGGCCCGGCUCUGCCGCAGCGGCUGCGAGGAGGAGCCGCCGGAGCGCGAUUCGGGAGUCCCGGGUCACGGCCCGGCCGCCGGAGCCACCGCCAGGCCUCCCCAAGAGGCGCCCGCGCUCCUGCUGCCGGCCGCCCCGACCCUCCGCCACGUCCGCAGCCACCUGCCGCGGGCCCGACGCCAGGACACGAUGCUCUCCGCGCUGGUGCUCUCGGCGUUGCUGCUGCUGCUGCGGUGCCCCGCUUGUGCACCAGGAACUCCGCACACCCCCGCUGAGACGCCAGCUGUUACUAGCACCUCUGAGCCUCUGCAGCCUACAGGCACUUCAUUGGGAUCCAGGACCACGUCUCCUGUCAGGCGACCCACAAGCUCCAUUGCUCAGUGGGCGUCAACUGCCCCCCAAGACUCCAGCAUCCCUUCUCCCACCUUCUCAGUAAUUCAAGCAGAUGUGGGACAGAUACGUUGCUAUUCUCCUGAAAAGCCGAAUGAGAAGAUGCUCAUCCUGAAUGUCUCGAAAACUGACAUCUCGAAAACCGACAUCUGUAAUGCAGUCGCUUCGAAUGACAAACUGGUCACACUUCUGUGCCGAGCAGCAAAAGCCUCCUUCAACCCAGCUCACGAUGAGUGCCAUGUACAGCUGGCACCCUUUCCAGGAACCCAGGAAGUGGCAGUCAAACAAAUCAGUAUCCUCACAAAUCUCCUUCCCACGGAUGUUUAUGAAUUCCUGAAAGACAAGCGGGAUGAGCUGAAAGAGAUGGGAGUUAGUGACAUGCAGUUUCACGGUCAAGGACCACCAGAAGAGCCUGAGGACCGCUUCAGCAUGCCUCUCAUCAUCACUAUUGUCUGCAUGGCAUCCUUCUUGCUCCUGGUUGCAGCUCUCUAUGGCUGCUGCCACCAGCGCCUCUCCCAGAGGAAGGACCAGCAACGACUAACAGAGGAGCUACAGACGGUGGAGAAUGGUUACCAUGACAAUCCAACACUGGAAGUGAUGGAGACCUCAUCAGAGAUGCAGGAGAAAAAGGUGGUCAACCUUAAUGGGGAGCUGGGGGACAGCUGGAUCGUCCCUCUGGACAACCUGACCAAGGAUGACCUAGAUGAGGAGGAAGACACACACCUCUAAUCAGGUCUGCUGGCGGCCUCUGGCGGUGCACAGAACUCCAGCCCAACCACCUCAAGUGCCAUUUGGACAGGGGAGGAAAAUCCUUCCCCUUUGAGGGAAAGACUGCGGAGGGAGAGCAGACUCGGAGGGUUCCCUCCUCCCAAUCCCCACAGGCCUUAAUUUUUCCCUUUUCAAGCUGAACAAAUCACCUGAACAAAUCAUCCUCUUGUAAAAUAACCCACUAGUGCCUGAGCUCAGUGCUGCUGGGUGAUCAGGAAAGAGCCAUAUAAGGGACUUUAGAGACCAUCUAAUAGAAUCCCUUCAUUUCAUAGACGAGAUGACUGAGGCCUAAAGAGGGUAAAGUCAAGGUCACACAGCCACUGGGUGACAGAGUCAGGAUGAAAACAGAGAUCCUUCAUGAAGUGCAGUGCCCACUCCCACCAUGCCACAUCGCUGUGCUCACCUUUGCGCCCUCUCCAGAGCUGCCCUGGGCAGGGGGUGAAGCUGCCAGUGGCUGAGAUGGAGAGGAGAGCAGGGCAGACCCUGUCUCAGUGGGAUCUGAUUACUUGAAAGGAUAGGUCCUGUUUUCUGUCUCCUAUGCCAGCCUUGUCUGCCAGUGUUCCUGUCCUCUUUGCCCCCCCCCCCCCCCCCCCCCACCUUGGUUUUCAUUCCCACUCUGUCCCAGGGCCCCUGGGACUAACAGAGGUCAUUCACAAUCUUGAAACCCUUGUUCUGGAGUCUAUAGUUUCCUGGCAUUUGCUUAUGAGAUUGGGACUGACACAGCAUACAAGGCUCCCAAGGUGA